AUGGAUGGAGUGAGGCCUUAUGCUGUUGUGAUUCUAGUCCAACUAAUAGAUGCUGGGAUGUUCAUAAUAACCAAAGCAGCUUUAACCUUUGGUUUGAAUCCUUUAGUUUUCAUUUUUUACCGACAUGCUUUUGGCACUUUCUUGUUAGCUCCUAUAGCAAUGAUUUUUUUGAGGAGAAAAGCUCAGUCACCUGCACUUUCAUUCAUGUUAUUGUUUAAGACGUUCAUGCUUGUCUUGAUGGGGAUUUCAAUUUUUUAUGCCAUCUAUUACAUUGGAUUGAGCUACAUAUCAGCAACAGCAACUUCUGCCAUUUCAAACUCCCUCCCUGUAUUCACCUUCAUUUUUGCUGUUUUCCUCAGGAUGGAAACUUUGAAGCUGAAGAGCAGAUCAGGCAUAGUUAAGCUUCUAGGAAUACUAUUCUGUGUGACUGGAAUACUGAUAAUUGCUCUAUAUAAAGGCCCCCAGUUGAGCUCAUUGAACCACCACCACAUUCAACUCAACAACCAUGAAGGAAACUCCAACCAUGAGUCUAACCACUCUAUCACCACCUGGAUAAAAGGCUCCUUCCUAGUGGUCUUGUCCUGUGUAAUCUGUUCACUGUGGUUUAUCUGCCAGGGGACAUUGCUGAAGGAACUCCAGUCAAAGCUACACUUCACAACCUAUGUCUGCAUAUUCAGCACCAUCCAAUCAUUUGUUAUUGCCAUCAUGUUCGAAAGAGACUUUACCAAAUGGAAGUUGCACUGGGACAUGGGAUUGCUCGCAAUUGGAUACUCUGCAGUAGCUGUCACCGGUUUAUCCUACUACUUGCAAGCCUGGUGUGUUGACAAGAAGGGCCCUGUCUUUCUAGCCAUAUCAACACCAUUGUCCUUUGUUUUCACCAUGAUAGGCUCGUCAUUCAUCUUAGGUGAACAAAUAAAUAUGGGAAGUGCAUUAGGUGGGAUUUCUAUGGUGGCAGGACUCUACAGUGUUCUAUGGGGAAAGAGCAUGGAAACCAAAGUGCCUCAACCAUCCAUUGUGAUUGAGUGCAGUGUAUAAUUUUAGCAAAAGUAUAAUUUUUAUCUUGAUAAAAUCAC
This is a messenger RNA of Dioscorea cayenensis subsp. rotundata (Guinea yam), 1073 nucleotides long. RefSeq names its product WAT1-related protein At5g64700-like. The transcript has 7 exons. The coding region runs from base 1 to 1035 and encodes 344 amino acids. Gene Ontology annotation, cellular component: plasma membrane. NCBI's taxonomy places the organism in Eukaryota, Viridiplantae, Streptophyta, Magnoliopsida, Dioscoreales, Dioscoreaceae. Gene Ontology annotation, molecular function: transmembrane transporter activity. The record is from RefSeq and is a predicted model, not a curated record.